UUCAGUCGGUUGUUUGUAUUUCAGUGAUGAAGUUAUCUGUACUGUUCAGUGCGCUGCUGAUAGCAGCUGCCAGCGCCGUGCCGGGGGAGCAGCGCCGGUUUCCAGAUGACUUCAUCUUCGGCACAGCCACCGCUUCCUACCAGAUAGAGGGGGCUUGGAAUGAAGACGGCAAAAGCGAAAACAUUUGGGACUACAACACCCAUCGAGACCCGUCCAGCAUUGUCGACCACAGCAAUGGCGACGUAGCCGCCGAUUCCUACCACAACUACAAACGAGACGUCGAAAUGAUGAGAGAGCUCGGCCUUGACUGCUACCGGUUCUCCCUCUCCUGGCCGCGACUCCUGCCUUCAGGCUUCCCUAAUCAAAUAAACCAGCCUGGCGUAGACUUCUAUAACAACUACAUCGAUGAAAUGCUGAAAUACAACAUCCAACCUAUUAUAACUUUAUACCAUUGGGACUUACCUCAAAGUCUUCAAGAUUUAGGCGGCUUCACAAACCCUUUAUUCGCAGAAUGGUUUGAAGACUACGCAAGAGUAGCUUAUAGCCUUUUCGGAGACAGAGUUAAGUUCUGGAUCACUUUUAACGAGCCUAUGCAGAUCUGCUAUCAAGGGUAUGGAUCUGUGACUAAGAUGCCGGAACUGAACGCGACUGGUAUAGGAGAGUACCUGUGUGCGAAGCAUUUGGUGAUGGGUCACGCGAGGGCGUACCAUGCGUAUAAUAAUGAGUUUAAACCGGUACAAGGUGGACAGUGUGGGUUUACUAUUAAUUUGCAAUGGUACAUGCCAGAUACUGAUUCGGAGGAAGAUGCUCAUGCAGUGGAUUUGAUUAACCAAUCUAAUUGGGCGCUUUACACCGAUCCCAUCUAUCUACCCGAAGGCGGUUUCCCCAAAGAAUUAUCAGAAAUAGUCGCCAACAAAAGUGCUGAGCAAGGUUACCCCCGUUCCCGAUUGCCUUCCUUCACUGAAGAAGAAAGGGUUUACGUCCAAGGCACUUAUGAUUUCUUGGGCCUGAACCAUUAUUCUGGGAACAUCGUGUCGGCGACCAAGUACAAGGAGCCGCAAGCGGUGCCGUCGAUAUUUGAUGACAUAGAUGUUGGAUGGACCGUUGAUGAGACGUGGCUUAGGGGUCAAGCGGUGUGGAACUAUCUCGUCCCCAACAGCUUGUACAACUGCCUGACCCUCCUCCGCCAGCGGUACAAUGACCCCGACAUCUACGUCACAGAGAGCGGCUGGUCGAACGCGCCAGACGCUGAUGUCAUUGACCAGGACCGAGUCACGUAUUACGCCACCAUCAUGGAACAAAUGCUGAAUGCUAUAGAUGAUGGGGUGAAGCUGAAGGGAUACAUGGCUUGGAGUUUGAUGGAUAAUUUUGAGUGGAUAAAAGGAUAUACCGAGCGUUUCGGGCUAUACGCGGUAGACUUCGCCGCCCCGGAGCGGCCGCGCACGCCGCGCCUGUCCGCGUUCUUCUACAAAGAGGUGUUGCGCGCGCGCACCGCCAUCGCCGCCGACUACCGUCCGCAAGACUUCACCAUGAGCAUCGACGACGGACCUAUGCAGCUUCUCGUCCUUUUAAGUUUAGCAAUGCUUGGCAGCAAUGCCGCGUCCGUCAAGCAGGAAAAGAGGUUUCCUGAUGACUUCCUCUUUGGUUGUGCCACCGCCUCAUACCAGAUAGAGGGCGCUUGGGAUGAAGAUGGCAAAGGCGAGAACAUAUGGGACCACAUGACUCACAACAAGCCGCAUGUGAUCGCUGACCAAAGCAAUGGUGACAUCGCAGACGACUCGUACCACAACUACAAACGCGACGUGGAGAUGAUGAGGGAACUAGACUUAGACGCCUACAGAUUCUCACUCUCCUGGUCCAGAAUCCUACCCAGCGGCUUCUCCAACCAAAUAAACCAGGCUGGAGUCGACUUCUACAACAACUUCAUCGAUGAAAUGCUCAAAUACAACAUAAAACCAAUGGUAACUUUAUACCAUUGGGAUUUACCUCAAAAACUUCAAGAAUUAGGAGGAUUUACUAACCCCCUCUUUACUGAAUGGUUUGAAGAUUACGCUAGAGUAGUAUAUUCCAAAUUUGGCGAUCGAGUUCAGCAUUGGAUAACGUUUAAUGAGCCUAGAGAAAUCUGCUUUGAGGGUUACGGUGCAACGACUAAGGCUCCUCAACUAAAUGCCACGGGGAUUGGCGAGUACUUGUGCGCGAAGCACCUGCUGGUGGCUCACGCAAAGGCGUACCAUGCGUAUAACAAUGAAUUCAAGGCCAGCCAGGGUGGGAAGUGCGGUAUCACGAUCAGCACUAACUAUUUUGCUCCAUUGACGGAUUCUGAAGAGGAUAAGGCGGCUGCUGAACUCUUUGCGCAAGGACAGUGGGGCAUAUACGCCGAGCCAAUUUUCUCUGAGCAAGGUGGAUUCCCCAAAGAAUUGACUGAACGCGUGGCUGCUAAAAGCAAGGAACAAGGCUAUCCCAGGUCUCGCCUCCCGGAGUUCACUGAAGAAGAGAAAGCCCUUGUGAAAGGCUCUUCAGACUUCUACGGUAUUAAUCAUUAUACAAGUCAGCUUGUGUCCGCUAGUGAUUAUAAAGGAGAAUACCCUGUGCCUGGGAUGUUGGAUGACUUGGAUGCCGGCACAUUUGUACCGGAUGAGUGGCCUAAAUCAGCGUCAACCUGGUUAAAUCAAGCGCCACGCAGCUUAUACAACGCCUUAAGCGAUCUGCACAAGCGAUACAACAGCCCAGACAUAUACGUGACAGAGAAUGGUUGGUCGUCAACCGGCGGUCUGUUAGACGACGAUCGCGUCCGGUACUACAGAGCUGCGCUGAAUGAUGUGCUGGAAGCGCUGGAAGACGGCGUCCAGCUUAAAGGAUACAUGGCCUGGAGCUUGAUGGACAAUUUUGAGUGGAUGGAGGGGUACAGAGGACGCUUCGGCCUAUACGAGGUGGACUUCUCUUCUCCCGAGCGCACGCGAACGGCUCGCAAGUCAGCGCUGGUGUACAAACACAUCGUCGCUAACAGACUGAUCGACCCCGACUACGAACCGGAUAAUCUCAUCAUCAGCAUAGAUGAAGGACAUUGACAACUUGGCGGCUAAGGAAUAUUAGAUGCAUUUAUUAGA
This is a messenger RNA of Leguminivora glycinivorella, 3107 nucleotides long. RefSeq names its product lactase-phlorizin hydrolase-like. Gene Ontology annotation, molecular function: beta-glucosidase activity. The record is from RefSeq and is a predicted model, not a curated record. The transcript has 12 exons. Gene Ontology annotation, biological process: carbohydrate metabolic process. Bases 27 to 3068 code for a protein of 1013 amino acids. Lineage: Eukaryota; Metazoa; Arthropoda; Insecta; Lepidoptera; Tortricidae.